UCAGGAGUCCUCAAUCUCCAUCUCAGUCAGCUCCGGUGAGGGUCUUUUGCGGUGUGUUCAUCGAGGAGAACCAUUCAUGCACGGCGAAACGUGGGACGUAGACGAAUGCACUGCCUGUUCCUGUGAUAACGGUACGAUUACCUGUGUGACUGAGGGUUGCCAGCCAGCAUUCUGCAUUUCACCAGUAAAACCUGAAGGAGAAUGUUGCUUACUCUGCCCAUACAAUGUCGUGGUGAAGAAAGUCCGGCCUGAAAUCACAAAUGGAGAUACCUUCACAGAGGAAGGGGACAAUCAAAUAAGCGUUAAGGUUUCCAUCAAGUUUCAUGAUGCCACGGACACCACCGGAGUCUCAGGAGAAGACCUUUGGAAGCUUUCUGCUUGGGCUUCAGCCAACCCAGACGGCAAUGGACCAAGGAUUGGAUUCGAAGAGGACAUUCUAGAUCUGAAACAAAAAGACCAGUCCUUGAAGAGAAGAGAAAAAAUCGAGUUUACCAAUCUGGACUUCUCCUUUUCCGACCCAAUGGCCGAAUGCGUAGACAUGAAGUAUAUCUGUGUGAGGAUCGAGAGGGGAGAUGACCCAAGGACUACCGGGUACAUUGGCUAUACUUUAGGAGGAUACCCUGGCCCCAAUGCACAGACUGGUUGUACAAGAGCUCCAGAAUGUCGACGUAGUCAAGGUACUAAUUUGUUUCGUUCGCUACUGUCAAAAGUAUUUCAGCAUACUCGUAAAUAGAGGUUUACGAAUGUAUUUGUUGACUCAGUCCCGACUGCUGAUUAACAAUGUAAUGGAGCGUAGUAUUCAAUAUCCGUAACUGAAUUCAGAAAAUCAUUCGUACCAAU
Molecule: messenger RNA, 840 nt
Organism: Lytechinus variegatus (green sea urchin)
Lineage: Eukaryota; Metazoa; Echinodermata; Echinoidea; Temnopleuroida; Toxopneustidae
Exons: 3
Coding region: 77-733 (218 amino acids)
Molecular function (GO): protein binding
Source: RefSeq, a predicted model, not a curated record